AAAUCCAUCUUGAACUAACAGCUUUACAUAAAUAAGAAUCUUUUCAUAAAACGACUACAAACCUGUACUAGACGCGAAAGGAAGCGCAUGUAACAUAUUUAUUUCUCAAUGUGAUUGUGUUAAAAUCCAACAAAAUGACUUCUGUGUUUGGCUUAAGAUUUCCCGAAUGGGAUCUCACAAAAAGCCAAUUCAAAGAAUUAGACGAACUACCUUUAAUGAGAACUCCAGGCCCGAUUCUUAUGAUCCUGGCAGCGUAUCUUCUCUUCGUAUUGAAAGUAGGACCAGCACUUAUGACCAAGCGAGAACCUUACAAGUUGACAGCCGUCCUUGUGCUAUAUAACUUCUUCCAAGUCGUAUUGUCCGCGUUCAUGGUAUACAGGUACGCAACUAUGAUGUCUGAAUAUGGGAUUGCACCAACUACAUGUCACAUGCAUGAUAAAUCUACAAGAGAAACGAUAUUAUUAGAUAUUUGGAUUUACUUCGCUGCAAAGGUUACGGAAUUACUGGACACAAUAUUCUUCGUUCUACGAAAGAAAGAUAGCCAAGUGACGUUUCUACAUCUGUACCAUCAUUCUGUGAUGAUGAUCGGAACAUGGAUGUACUUAAAAUACUGGCCAUCAUACACAUUGUUUUUCAUUGGAUUUAUGAACGCGCUAGUACACGUAUUUAUGUAUACGUACUAUGGAUUAGCAGCUUUAGGCCCUAAAGUCACCAAAUACAUCUUUUGGAAGAAGUAUAUGACAAAAUUUCAAUUGCUGCAGUUCUUCUGCAUAAUAGCUCACUACAUUGUGGCAGUCAACAAGACUGAAUGCCCGCCGACGAAGGGAGUUGCAAUUUUCAUUGGCGGAAAUACACUCUUCUUUGCUUUUCUCUUCCUCAACUUCUAUUUCCAAAACUACAGAAGUCGUAACCUUGUUAAGGACAAGACAUUAGAAAAGCUAAACAGGCCAAAAGUAAUAGGUGACGCGAACAAUGAAAAAGAAGAGUGACUAAAAAUACAUAAUCAAAUACGUCAAGGAAAUAAUGAAAUAAUAAGAAUAUCUCGUUGUAAUAUACAUUAAUUUAUAAAAUGGAAUGUAAAUUGUAUCCCUGGAUGGAUGAAUGGUGUUUAAUGAAUUAGUUAAUUUUCAUGCCGAUCACUAGAUGGCGGUUGUUGCAUGUAAAACGUGUGGUCUAAGAUCCCGAUAUACAACGACCUUCACCGAGAUGCUUAUUUAAAGAGACGUAUUUUAUAUUUAAUUUAAUAUGUCAAUAAAUAUAAUCCAUAUGGGUUGCCUAGCAAAUUUCA
Messenger RNA from Pieris napi, 1288 nucleotides. Its product is annotated as elongation of very long chain fatty acids protein-like. Gene Ontology annotation, cellular component: endoplasmic reticulum membrane. The record is from RefSeq and is a predicted model, not a curated record. Bases 135 to 989 code for a protein of 284 amino acids. Lineage: Eukaryota; Metazoa; Arthropoda; Insecta; Lepidoptera; Pieridae. The transcript is spliced from 6 exons. Gene Ontology annotation, molecular function: fatty acid elongase activity. Gene Ontology annotation, biological process: fatty acid elongation, saturated fatty acid; sphingolipid biosynthetic process; fatty acid elongation, monounsaturated fatty acid.